UCCAGCGGUGCCAACUGCGACCACAGAGCUCAACCGGUUAUACUUUUUAUUAUUUUACAUCCAUUUGAACCCCUUUGUGUUUUAAACCCAGAGACAUUGAACUUCUUCACUGCUCGCUGACAGCACAGAGGACUCACAGAGGACUCACAGAGGACUCACAGAGGAAGCUGGACGCAGGCGGUCAUUUAUUUAGAAAGUUGGAUUAACAGCUUUGAACUGAGAGGAAAUAAUAUCGUCUGCCAGAUGUUGACCAGAUGUUGACCAGAAGAUGAGCUUCAGCGAAGUCCCGAGCUGUCAACGGCAGUGUGGCGAGCGUAGAUAAGCCCCCUUAUGAGGUGAAAACCCUUCCCCAUCCGUCCUGCAGUAUCCCCUCCCAGCACCAACAGCAGGAAUAAGGGAUGUCACGGCUGUUCCUCUUUUCAGCAAUGCUGAUUGUCUCCUGCAGCAUCGAGGUGUCUCCUGCUGCUUCUCUGGAUAAGCUCAAGGAGAGUUGGAAAUUGUACAUGGAGGAGUGUCAUCGCAACAACAGCCGAGACCCGCCGAGCACCGGCCUCGUGUGCAACAGGGAAUUUGACAACUACGCCUGUUGGCCUGAUGGACUCCCCAACACCACCGUCAGUGUGGUGUGUCCGCGGUAUCUGCCGUGGCACCAUAAAGUUCAACACGGCAUGGUGUAUCAGGAGUGUGACGCAAACGGCCAGUGGGUGAAUACGAAGAAUACCAGCGAGUGUGACCCUAAUGAUCGAAGUUUGCAGUACUAUGGACAUAUUCGGAUCAUGUACACAGUGGGCUAUUCCUUAUCACUGGUGGCUUUGGUGUUGGCGCUUGGCAUCCUCAUAUCCUUCAGGAAACUGCACUGCAUGAGGAACAACAUCCACAUGAAUCUGUUUGCCUCCUUCAUCCUGCGAGCGCUGUCUAUACUCAUCAAAGACGCUCUGUUGGAGGCCAACAUCCCAUCGCAGGACCUCAGCAGUGACCAGGAGCAGGGAUUCCCGCGGGCAUCUAUGCCUCCAGUAGAGCUGCUGGUCAACAAUGAGACGGCCGUUGGCUGUCGCAUCGCCAUGGUGAUGAUGCAGUACAGCAUCAUGGCCAACAGCUACUGGCUGCUGGUGGAAGGCAUCUACCUCCACAACCUCCUGGUCAUCACCGUGUUCACAGAGAGGAACUACUUCAAGAUCUACCUGUGCAUUGGCUGGGGUACCCCGUUAAUAUUCCUCGUGCCCUGGGUGAUGGCUAAAUACCUUUAUGAAAAUCAAGAUUGCUGGGGACAAAAUAUAAACAUGAAUUACUGGUGGAUCAUUCGUUCCCCGAUACUACUGGCAGUCGUGAUCAACUUCCUAAUCUUUAUCCAUAUCAUCAAAAUUCUUGUGUCAAAACUUCGAGCGCACCAAAUGAGAUACACAGAUUACAAAUUCAGGUUGGCUAAGUCAACUCUAACCCUGAUCCCUCUGCUGGGCAUCCAUCAGGUGGUCUUUAUCUUUGUCACAGACGAGUCCACCACGGCCACCAUCGGACUGCGCCUCACCAAGCUCUUCAGCGACCUCUUCUUCUCCUCCUUCCAGGGUCUCUUGGUGGCCAUCUUGUACUGCUUUGUCAACAAAGAAGUGCAGUCGGAGAUCCUGAAGAAGUGGAAGCGCUGGAAGCUAGGGAGGAACAUUGAGGAGGAAUACCGCCACACCUACAGCAAUACCCCCAACACCAAGACAGCUAGCCUGUUGAACCACGUCCCUCGACUGCCUCAUCUCCCGGACAUCGCCAAAACCUCUUCCCCGGUCUGCAGCCCUGAGGAGACGCACAUGCUUGUGGCUGGAUGCCACAACAACGGUAUGGUCCACAGUGAUGGGGCGGGCCAGUGCGCCUCCCCGCUUCACAAGGGAACCGUCAGCAACUGCACCCUACUGGAGGAACUCAGCCUCACGGACAAGGUGCAGUGUUACGAAGGUCAGAGAGAGAACGUGGAGAGCAACCUUUGAAAGGCGCUGGGAACAAUAACUUGAUGAAGAAAGGUGGAGGGCCUUGAGCUCUCCUCUGGCUCCGACAUGCUGCCCUGGGUGGCUGUGAAGAGCUGGGCUGAUGGACUCAUCUGUCAGAGCGGUCUUUGCCCAGAGAUCGGUGUCACUGGGAGACCGAGCAGCCCUCUCCACAGCCCGAGAACGGAGAAUAAUUCGACAGACUCCCACGCUGAGGUGUCUAAUGUGCUGUGAGCCUUGUGAAUGGAUUUCUGUAGAUGUUUGUCGGACAGCGAAAAGAAACUGCUGCAUGUUGAACAAUGCGACAACAGCAUCUCAAGGCAGAUAUGCCAUGUAAAAUAAUAGAAAAAAACCUGAAACCUCAAACAAAACAACAACAAAAAAAGAAACAGGGUCCUUGCUUGAGCCUCUGCUUUAAUUUGUGCUGUGUAUCAAAUGUGUGUUUUUGUGGUACUGGAGGUUAAAGACAAACUGGACAUUGAACUGCAUACCGAAAAAAAAAGACCAAAACAAGAUGGUAGGGAACAGAGGCUUUUUUCUUGUUUUCUUGCUUUGCUCUGAUAUCUGUAAGGGUUUUUUGUGUAUACUGACUUUGGAGAAAAUGUACAGAAGAAGAAGAAGAAUCAUGCUGCUGGCUGUACCUCAUACAGGAAGGUGACCACAGUGCUGUUUAUCCAGGGGACAUUGGAAAUUGGCAGCUGCUCUGAACAGGUCAUUCCUGGCUUAUAUAUAGACAUUAAGGAGGCUUUCACAAUUCAACAUUUAGUCAGUUUUAAUCAAACUCUGGUGCGGUUCAUUUGAGCAGUUGUGAACGCAGUAAUCGUAUUCUGGUGUGGACCAAAACAACCGGUCCGAGACCACUUACGAGAGGCGGUCCAAGCGAACCAAAACGCAGGCUGCCUGCGAGGGCAUUUGUUGAGAUGGACACAGGUAAACAAACAGGUUAACAUGAGUGGGAAAGGACUGACCAGGACUUCUGCAGAAGAUUGACAUAUAGAAUAUGCUAAAUAAAGUCCACAAAAAUAGUGAUGUUUAUAAAGUAAUUCGAGAAAAACAGUAGAUCAGUGCUGAGUCAAAGUGAAAACAAGGGCUGUCAGUCGAUUAAAAUAUUUAAUUGCGAUUAAUCACAAAUUAAUUGCACAUUUCUUAUCUGUUCAAAAUGUACCUUAUAGGGUCAAGUAUUUAAAACUCUUAUCAACAUGGGAGUGUUAAAUAAAGAAUAAAGAAAUUAUUAUUAUUGCAUUAACUUUGACAGCCCUAGUGAAAAAACGUCAACAGCAAUAUAUCGCGGUCCGCAAUUCCCUGCAUAGAAGUGGCAGCUCUCGAGACAAAAAAGUUUAGUUCAGCAACUAAUUUUUUUAUUUGUGCACUGUGAAACCGAACCAGAAUAAAUAGAAAACAAACCCAGUGUAUCAACUUCACUCUGAUUCGGACUAGCCAAACGGACUAUGGCUUAUGAAAGUGCCCUCAAAAGGUUAAGAGAUGGUAUGGGGUGAAUUAUAACGAAAUUGACUUGGUGAUUUACAACAAAAAUACAUCUUUUUUUAUACCUUGGAUGCUGCUGAGUGCUUCAGUUGUAGCUGUGUAAAUGUGCCAGGUGGUUUUUCAAGGGGAAUAGUUGCAAUUCUGUGCCAUUAAAUACAUUUUCUUUUCCCCCCUGUGCCAUCAAGAUGACUCACAGGCCUUGGCGUACUAUUAAAUGAACUUCUACACAGUAGCCCACUCAACCCUUGAGAUGAAAGAUGAUAGGGGAAACCGUGCACUCAAAUCAAGGAUAAAAAUACACAGUAUAUAGACAUGACUUGUAAAGCCACACAUGCAUAAAGUAUGAAUCCACUGUGACUCAAGUAACAUGACAUCUCCGGCACAAGGGUGUUUAAAUAUAGGUCGUCGUUCAUGUGCAUAAUUAGUGACUUUAAGUUAUAAGUUAGUUGAGAGCCAUCACAUCAGUGUCUCGACGGUGUAAACACCAAACAAAUCAGAAAGCCUGUGUUAACAAUUGCCUGUGCCCAGUUACUCUACAGACAGUGUUUAAUAUUCAGCCUUAUUUUAAGUGUGCAGGGGUUGUGGACACUUAGAACAAAACUCAAAAGUAGAACAAAACCUCUCUAGUAGUGACAUAGAAAGCUAAAUUAGCGGUGGUACAUUUACUUCUGAAUACAUUUAUUUUUAAAAGAGGGGAAGCCUCCUGCAAAGCGUCAAUUAAUCUUUGAUUUGCCAAACCUUUUGCCAGAACUAACUCGACUUGACUUUGUAUGUAUGACUAUUUGCACAAUGUUAAUUUAUAAUUGGUAAAUACUGUGUGUGUAUACUGUAUAUACAUGUGUUUAUACAGAUGAUUUAUUUGAUUGCUGUCGGUAUAUUUCUGUCUGUGUGUGUAUGUGGUGUAUAUUUUCAAGUGGGUAUGAAUGGGUGUAGUUUUCCAGAUUUGUGGAUGUGUUACGGUCGGAUGAAUCACUGGCUGCAGCCAGAUAAGCGAUGGGUUGAUAUGAACCUGUAGCUUCACACAGAGGUCAGAGGUCGUUAUGAGUCCCAUUAUACAGUAUGGCACCACAUGACAUUCCCAGAAGUCAUUCCUAUAUAAGGCAUAAGGAGGUCACAGCUCUGUGUUUUAUUAUGGAAGCUACUCUCAGUGUCAUUAUGUAGUCUAGAGCUAAAUUAGAGCACAACAACAGCAUGUUUGUCAUUCAGAUAAUAGCUCUGUGCAUUUACACUUCAGCCAGAAAAAACAGGCUGAGGCUAUUUUUUCAUCAGCGUCUGCUGAGGAUUGUAACAGCGCAGGUAGAUAUCCAAUACUCAGAAUUGAGGUGGGAGCAUGACGUACACACCGGCGCUCAUGUAGCCCAGAGGUGAAUUUGUUUUUCUUGUUUUCCAGAGCAGGAGAAAUGUUUGCAUACUGGACACAGUAACAAAGGAAUGUUGUGCACAUUGAGUAAAAAAGCAUUCAGUGGAGUAUAUAAGUAUGGUAUUGGUAAUUUUAUUUCAAACUAUUACAUGUAUUUUAAGCUGUGACCAUGUGUGUUUUUGAAGCCAGCAGCUUGGGUCACUCCCCGUUCUGGACCAAAGUGGUUCUGUCUGAAUGUAUUCUAUGAGGAGCCCAAAUCAAUAUGUUUAUUUCCUCUUAAAAGGUGGUUAUGUACAGUAUAUUUGCUGUGUUUUUACCAGUAAAAACUGUGUUCAGGUGUAUACAGUUCAUCAUAUAUUGUGUCCGCUUAUCGAACUUUGUCCAACUGGUGAAAGAAUAAAUUACAAUGUAUGUGAAAGAGUA
Sebastes umbrosus (honeycomb rockfish) is the source of this 5238-nucleotide messenger RNA. RefSeq names its product glucagon receptor a (gene gcgra). NCBI's taxonomy places the organism in Eukaryota, Metazoa, Chordata, Actinopteri, Perciformes, Sebastidae. Gene Ontology annotation, biological process: cell surface receptor signaling pathway; adenylate cyclase-activating G protein-coupled receptor signaling pathway. The coding region runs from base 399 to 1973 and encodes 524 amino acids. Gene Ontology annotation, cellular component: plasma membrane. The transcript is spliced from 14 exons. Gene Ontology annotation, molecular function: peptide hormone binding; glucagon receptor activity. The record is from RefSeq and is a predicted model, not a curated record.